UUAAAAUAUAAUUUACAUAUUAAGUUAAACGUUUGAUUCGUAAUUUCUAAUGGCUUACACGGAAAAAGUGUCUCUUAAUGGGACCGCUCUUUCGUUUCUAUUAUACGAGUGUGUUAAUUCAUCUAAUAGUCAGGAAGGCUUUCUGAUCGGAAAUGUCACAUCUGAAAUAACUAAUCAUAUAUCAGAUUCCCAAAAUGACAGUGCACGACUGGAUACGCAAAUAUUCAUAAGGACAGUAUUGCCGUUACCAUCAGUGGCUUUAUUUUAUUUUCCAACAGGUAAAAUAAAAGAAGAAAUAUUAUCUGAAUUACUCUCAAGUACAGCAAAUGACAUCAUCGGCUGGUAUAAAUAUAGAAAGAAUAGUAGUAUUAAGCCUACUUUUAGAGAUAAGUUAAUAUCAAGAGGACUGCAAAAGUAUUUUGAAAAAUAUCAUGGAAAGAAAAAUUUUGUUACUUGCAAUUUAUCAUCCAAAACUUCAUCAUCUGGUUCAACACAUACAUUUACAUACAGAUUUGGCAAAAUUAAUUGCUUCAAUAUGUAUGAAUAUGUUGAAGAUGUCACUGCUAAUUUGGGUGAGAAACUAACAGGGUAUAAGAAGGCUCCUAAAGUUUCACCUCAUAGCAUAUUCAAUAAAAUUGUCAGCGAAAGUAAUGUACAAAAUAACAACACGAAUGAUGCCAUCCUGCACAUUCAGGAGGCUGUUGACAUUAAAAUGAUCAGUGAAGCAAAGCUCGCUGCAAGAAAUGAGACUGCUAUCCGGGAGUUGGAAGCAGAAAUAAAACAUAUGACUGGCAUUUUAUCUGACAAACAUAUGGUAGACCUACAAGAUGCAUACAACAAGUCAAUGGAAGCAAAAUUAAUAGAUAGAGAAGUUGAAAUGGCUGAAGCUUGUGUUAAUGUUUUAAAAUCACCUCCUAGUGUGGACAUCAUGAGCAUACCCAAUAUCUUCCUUAAUAGCAACAAUCUAUCCGAUAGUGAAAAUUCAGUACAAUUAAUAGAAAAUGAGAUUAAUGAAAGAAGUUCAAGCCCAAUUGCAGUUGCAUCUACUUCAACUAAACCAACCUUGAACUAUGCAGCUGCGCUCAAGAAAAAUUCUGAUGUAGGACCAUCCACUAGUAAAACCGAUGAAUAUGAGGAUUUAAUCUGCUUCGAUGUAGAAGAUAAGAAUGUACCCAAACCGAUAUUCAUCAGUGAAAAUAUAAAAUGUUUGGAUGACAGUUCCCCUGAGUUUUAAAAAGUGCCUUAAAGAGUUUUUUUCUCUAAUUCCCAAGUUACCAUACAAAAUCGAAAUCCAUUUCCUGUACAUUUUGUUACCUAAUGUUGUUUAACUCUGUUGUUUUAGUAAGUGUUACUUUGUUUUUUAAAUCAUUUACCUUCACUAAUUUGCUUUGACCAAAAUCUAUACUGAAUAAAGCAUAGAUUUGGUUAAAUUAAUAAUAAAUUUAAUUUGUAUCCUGCAUCUGAAACAAUAGCAACUUGAUAUUAUUUGACCAGCCUACAUCAGUCUACUGCUAGACUUAUUUGAUCAUUGUGCUUAUAGUAAAGGAGUGGAACAAGUUGCCUGCGUUUAUAUUUCCAUCAAAGUAUAACAUCGGGGCCUUGAAGACUAGACUGUAUGAGAAAAGGCUAACUAAGCUAACUCGUACCAUCGCUCACACACUCGAUUUCGAUCACAUCGCUAUUUAACAUAAGGUGGGAUCUAUGUCAAAUGCUAUUCAUUAUUGAGUCGAAUCUGGGUAUGUGAGAGUCGUUGUCUGGUCCCGAUGGAUGACCUCUACAAGCGAAAAACUUGGGUUAGAGAGACGUAUUGCAGUCACCAGGACUCUCCCUUAUCCAGGUUCAAAUGUAUUCAUAUUUUAAAUUUAAAUACUUACGAGGUUAAUCGGGAACGGUGCCACAUAUUUGAAAGUCUGAAAUUGUUUAUUGUCUACUUGGAUUUACUAUUUGUU
Messenger RNA from Papilio machaon (common yellow swallowtail), 1949 nucleotides. RefSeq names its product BRISC complex subunit FAM175B. The transcript is spliced from 3 exons. Gene Ontology annotation, molecular function: microtubule binding; polyubiquitin modification-dependent protein binding. Lineage: Eukaryota; Metazoa; Arthropoda; Insecta; Lepidoptera; Papilionidae. Bases 50 to 1234 code for a protein of 394 amino acids. Gene Ontology annotation, biological process: attachment of spindle microtubules to kinetochore; protein K63-linked deubiquitination; mitotic spindle assembly. Gene Ontology annotation, cellular component: nucleus. The record is from RefSeq and is a predicted model, not a curated record.